This is a messenger RNA of Microbotryum saponariae, 2596 nucleotides long. NCBI's taxonomy places the organism in Eukaryota, Fungi, Basidiomycota, Microbotryomycetes, Microbotryales, Microbotryaceae. The record is from the annotation of a GenBank genome assembly.
AUGAUCGGUGCGAUCGACCGGAGAAGGACGCGCAACAUCCACCCUCUGGCUUCCAUCCAAGUCCUCACGGUACCCAAGAUAUCGGGCCAUCUCAAGGCGAAAAGACACCGCUUCCACCAUCCGAGUGACCCGUCGCUGUCGCCGGCUCGGACGCUGUCGCUACGGGCGCGUGCCGCCGUUGACGCCGUUGACGUUGACGUUGACAGCUCGGCACCGUCCCGCCAAGACUCGGCCCUGGCCAUGACCGACUACGACCGAUCGCUCCUAUCGUUGGGCCCGUCUAUCUUGAGUUCGAUGCAGCAUGUUCCGAUCAAAUCUUCUGUCUCGAUCCCAGACCCUCGAUCGCUGCAUGCUCAACCAUGGGCUUACCCUAGUCGCGAAUCUUCGGGUCCGCCGAAUCCUCCACCGUCAACGGCCUUGUCGCCUUCGCCUUCGUCGUCGUCGACCUCGCCCCGGUUGCUCGAGAUCAGCUCCUUGUCAACGUUUGCAGCCGAGUACUUCGUCUACUUGUGGUUCGCUCCGCCGUUACCAAGCCCGGGGAAGCCUGCGUCGCUCAAUUUUUCAAAACAACAGAGUGCGCCGACGGAUCGGUUUCUCAGGUUCUGUCACGAGCUAUUAGCAACCAGUUGAGUCCGGCAUGGCCGCAUGCUUUCUAUGGAUCAUUUACGGUGUCUUGGACCCCGAAAACUUGCUGACAACGAGCGUCGUCUUUACUUUCUUGCUCUUGCAGCCCAAGUCAGCCACUCCGUCGUCAUCUUAGCCUUGUUGCUCGUUUCACGGCUCAAGGCCCGCAACCAGAUUACGGGCUCACCAGGGUCCGAGUUUCGUGCGCUCAUCAUUAGUCUCAUGAUUGCCAACAAGGUAGUGGAUGAUAACAGUGAGUGCAUGUCGAUCACUCGCGGUAGCGAAAGCUCGGACCGCACGAGUGUGACCAAGCUGAGGGGCUCUAUCUGUGUCUCCCAAACAGCCUACACCGCAAAGACCUGGGCCGACGUCUCGUCUCUAGAGCUUGUGAGUAUCUCCGUCAUAGAAAUCUGGGUCAACCAAUCGUCGUCAGGAUCUCGCGUGGCGUGCGGGGCCUCUGCUUCAAGACUGACUCCCCCGAUCUUGCCCCAUGCAGAAACCUCUCGUUGCUGGCGAAGCAGAGUUCCUCCAGGGACUCGAGUGGUCAGUUCACGUCACAGAACGCGAUUUUAACGCUUGGGUCAAGCUUCUACAAGGGCACAUCUCGACGAGAAAAUCCCAACACGCUGCGCACUCCAGACCGCGCCUCCAACUGGAGCAAGGCUACUACAGAACGAAGCCGACGAGGAGCCCUCUUCCGUCGCGUCAGAGCCGCAUCGAGCUCCAUGGACUUGGUCUGGAUACAACUGUCCAGACAGAAUCAGACCACGGCCCAUCGAAGCGACUUCGGCUGGUCACCGACGAUUCCGUCCAUUCAGCUCGCAGGCUGUCUACUGGGACGGAGCAUGCCGCCGCUCAAGACGGGCUCCUCCUCACACCGACCGAGACUACUGCUCGCGGUGACACCACUGGAUCGCCACCGACUUUCUCAUUCGGCGCCGGAUCGACAUGGAGCCAGGCUUCGACACAGUCGGCCCCACGAUUGCGCCCUUCGUCGUCACACUCAAUGGCCGCGAUGACGCUCUCGCCGUUGGCGGGCCACCAGCGGGAUCCGCCAGCAAUCUCUCAUGCCCAUGCUUUAUCGCCGUCUGGCCGCAUUCGACAUCGCCAUUCGAGGUCGAUCCCACCUCAUAUCACCAGUACUAUCUCACCGACUGGACCCUCGUCGUCAUCGAUGCAGUCCCUGUCCUCGGAUCAGACGUAUCCGCUGCUGGGGGCGUCUUCACAAGGUGGGAAGCGACGCGCCGACGAAGCUUUCGGCCACUCGACAACUCAACAGUCCGAACCAGAAGCGGUCUGGCUAAAGCGUUCGAUCAGCGUUGGAUGCUCGCCUGCGCCACCGCGAGCCUUCUAUGUGCACCCUGCCCACAUGUAUCCUUCGCCCGCCUACUCGUCACCCGGAGCACGGUUGCUCUUCCCGACAUCGCCACAGGCACAGCCUUACGAGCCCAACAGGCUACCGUCGGCUCGACGACAGAGCCACGAGUUAGUGAUGCCCGCCGAAGGCCCCUUCGGAAUACUCGCGCACGCGUACUCGCCUCACCCGGACAUGGGCUCGCGUCGCUUCAGACCCGAGCAACUCGACUACUACUCGUUGGCAGCCGGCCAACGACAUGGACACCUGCAUGAAGGAGGCCAGGCCCCACCCGAGGUUCCGUAUUCACGACAGAACCGCUCUUAUGCGCCCACCACACCGUCCCAUCUCGGUCUUUCCCCCUCGUCGCCGCGUCACGUUUCGCCGCGGUCUUGCCUUAACUCGGCUUUAACCCAGGCCUCCCCUCCGUACGGGUCCCAGCAAAAGUCUGCGGUCGGCUUCGCUUACUCCCCCGGUGAUGUUCUAGCUCCGACGAUGCACCGCUCAGCGAGUCGAGACGGGCCAUUUUUGCUACAACGCUGCCGUCCACAAUUCGCCAACUCGGGCCCUUCCGGUAUCAUCUGGACCCAGAAUGUCGCCUCCAACAUCUCGCCCUAA